Molecule: messenger RNA, 2960 nt
Organism: Limulus polyphemus (Atlantic horseshoe crab)
Lineage: Eukaryota; Metazoa; Arthropoda; Merostomata; Xiphosura; Limulidae
Gene: Mau2
Product: MAU2 chromatid cohesion factor homolog
Exons: 18
Coding region: 115-1890 (591 amino acids)
Biological process (GO): mitotic sister chromatid cohesion; maintenance of mitotic sister chromatid cohesion
Cellular component (GO): chromatin; SMC loading complex
Molecular function (GO): double-stranded DNA binding; protein binding
Source: RefSeq, a predicted model, not a curated record
GUAGCCUAUAAUUACAAUGCGAUAGGAAUCAAAAGUAACGAAUGCUUCCGAUUCAGAGAAAAUAGCAUGGCUAGUUGUUAGUUAGAAAGUGUCAAAAAAAGAUUUAGUAGUAAAAUGGCAACGUCUCAAGAGGCUUGCUAUUUAACUCUGUUGGGUUUAGCAGAAGAAUUUCGAACAAUGAAUCCGCCAAACAUUAGGAACUGUAUUCAAUGUUUAUUGGCAAUUUUUAAUUUAAAACCUCCACCUAAAAUGGAAGUCAAGACGCAUUUGCAGUUGGGAAAUAUUUUACUACAGUUUACGAAAAACACAGAUUUAGCGCAAUCUCAUUUGGAAAAGGCGUGGUAUCGCUCACAAACUAUCACAGGUUUUGAUGAUGUGAAAUUUGAGACAGCCAGUGUUUUAGGUGACCUGUAUGAGAAAAAGGGUCAGACAGCUUUUGCCAAACAGUUGCUGAGUAAAGCAGUGGACAUUUCCCAGCAGUCUGUAUUCUGGCAUUGUCGGCUACUUUUUCAACUUGCACAAAUAUAUGCCAAUGAAAAGGACUAUGUAUCAUCAUCAAGUCUUCUUGGUGUGGGUGCUGACUAUGCUAAUCUAUCAGGUGCACAGUACACCCGGAUCUUGUUUUUGCUAAGCAAAGGAAUGCUCCUAAUGAUUGAUAAGAAAUUGACUGAAGUCCAUCAAGUACUCACACUGGCUGGUCAACUCGUUGAGGCAUGGCAGGGAUCCACCCAGCAGAAGGAAGCAUUGAAAGUUUUUUUUCUAGUUCUUCAAGUGUGCCACUAUCUCACUGCUGGUCAGGUGAAGAGUGUAAAACCAUGUUUAAAGCAACUUCAGCAAGGUAUACAGACCAUCACUUCUUUACACACUGAUGAAGAAUUAAUGCCAGCCAACCCAGGAGAUAUGUUUCAGUGGAUGCCAAAAGAACAUAUGUGUGUUUUGGUUUAUUUGGUUACAGUUUUACACUCAAUGCAAGCAGGCUACAUGGACAAAGCCCAAAAGUACACUGAUAAGGCUCUUAUGCAGAUUGAAAAACUGAAGAUGGUUGAUAGCCAUCCAAUACUUCAUUCUUUCCAACUGCUGUUGCUAGAACACAUUGCCAUGUGCCGACUGGUGAUGGGGAACAAAACUGUCUCAAUUCAAGAAACUGCCCAAGCUCUUCAGAUUUGUCGUCAGGAGCCAAGGCUACUUGCACGCCACUGUUCUCAGAUCCAUACUCUUCUUGGUCUCUAUGCCAUGUCUGUGAACUGUAUGGAAGCUGCUGAAGCUCAGUUUGGUGUAGUAUUGAGGAGUAAUGCAGCAACAGAGCUGAGAAUUCUUGCCAGUUUGAAUCUGGCCAUUGUCUACUUGAGAUGCAGAAAGGAAAAGGAACUUUCAGAGUUGUUGGCUCGCCUCAACCCCGAAGCUUUGCCUUCUGGUUCUCACAGUCUGCGGGCGGCUGCAUAUUAUGUCCAUGGCCUAAACGCAUUUUUCCAGGCUCGUUACAAUGAUGCUAAGCGAUAUCUUAGAGAAACACUGAAGAUGGCCAAUGGUGAAGACUUAAACCGUCUUACUUCAUGCUCUCUCGUUCUGUUAGGUCAUAUAUUUUACUCUUUGGGAAAUAACCGAGAAAGCACAAACAUGGUUACUCCAGCCAUGCAGUUGGCCAGUAAAAUACCUGACGUUCAUGUUCAGCUGUGGGCUUCUGCUCUUCUUAAAGACUUGUACCGAUUAUGCGGUGAUCGAAUGCGUGAGCAAGAAGCUGUACAUACACACAGUAAUUUUUCUCAGCUAUUACUGAAGGAUCACUUUCAAGCUUCUCAACUGGCUGAACAUCAUCUAAUCCAGUGGGUUAAAGGAGACCCUCCAGCUCUACCAAUUCCAAGUUCUUCUGCUUCAACAUCAUUGUUGUAAAAGAUGCAGAACAAAUAUUACUUACUGGUCUGUGAAAUCAAGUAUUUUAAUAUCAUGUUGUCACGAUUUAUAAGUGACCACUUAAUGAUACUACUGUUACAGCAACAUUAGUAUCCUUUAAUUUAAAAAGAUAAAAUUCAUAUAAAUUGUACUUUAGUUGUAUUUUUUGCAUGCUUUACAUAAUUUUUUUAUCUUAGAUGUUGCUAAUUUUACUAAUAAAUUUUUUUUUACCAGUGUCUAUAUUAUUUGAAUUUUUCUGAAGCUUAAAACAUGGCUUUAAAUCAAAUGUGAAUCAGAGCUUGUACAAGUUGUGUUAGCCUGGUACUGAAUCAGAAAUUGAGACAGGUAGUGACAUCUGGAGGGAAUUGGUAACCAUGUUUUUCAAACUAACUUGGAUGUGCUGAAUCAAAUGAUUUAGGUUACCAAAUUUUCAUUUUUCAGGCAAGAUUCAAAAUGUAAGAAUAUUAUAGGUGUUUUCCUUCUAUAAUCCUUAGAAUUUGGGUUAUAAAUUGAAGAAAAAAGCUUUUAUGUCUUUCAUAAAACCUAGCAAAUUGCUGUUUACUGCCAGUUUGUUUGAUUUUUAGGUAUUUAAAGUAAUAGUUUGCAUUUAGUAUAUUUCUAUUUAGUGAACUAUAACAAAAGUUGUGUUUUGAUGGUAGAAAUGAGAUAAAGAGAGAAAUGCAUCAUUGCUAACUUGAUUUGGGCUGAACAUUAUUGACUUACAAACUUGUAUGUAUCAAGGAAAACAUCAAAUAGGUUUUUACAAGCCAAAAAAAAUCAUAAGAACUCAAAUUUUGACAAUUUAUUGUGGUUGUUUAAAAAUUUUGAACUUUUAAACCUUCAAAAAUAAAAAGUCCCAUCUUCCUCUGUCUCUAAGGUCGUUUAUUUACACCAUUGUUUUAUGAAAAUGCAUUACAGGUAAAAAAACAAAAACACUUUUGCAUAUAGUAUUUACUUGCAUGAUGCUCCUGUAUGCACCUUAUUUACAUAGACAGCCAACUUCAUUCUUGUGUUUGACAUCCACAUGUUCCAAUACAACAAAUACAAUAUUACUUGUAUUUACACAGUGU